Messenger RNA from Dinoponera quadriceps, 6362 nucleotides. RefSeq lists its product as uncharacterized. Lineage: Eukaryota; Metazoa; Arthropoda; Insecta; Hymenoptera; Formicidae. Bases 585 to 6149 code for a protein of 1854 amino acids. The transcript has 19 exons. The record is from RefSeq and is a predicted model, not a curated record.
GGGAGCCACGUCCACGCGAUGCGAAGAGCGAGUGAUCUGCGCCCUAUUUAUCGUCGAACGCAAGACUCCGGAAGCAGACCCGGUUCUUCGGAACGUCGCAGCUCGGAGACCUCGGCGAGACGAACGCGUCUUUGUCUUCCGUUUGGUGUCGGUCGCCGCUGAUACUUGCGCUCGAAUGCGCGGGCGCUGUCGCGCGCGCGCGCGUGAGAAAACAUGGUGGAACUCGUCGCAAUUGUUUAUGAAUACGGCGAGCGGGGGAGGUUGAAAAAGCGGGCCUGUGCAACGCCGUCUUCACGAGCAUGUCCGGGAACACCCGCAGCACGAGUAUUGCUUAAAAUACGGGAGAACGUUUGUGUUGCCGUCGACUUGAUCACGGCAAUUGAUGCGCGCGUGGGGACGAUGAUUCCCGGAAUUCGCCUCGUCGAAUUAUAUACAAUUGCGAUGUUUAUUUACUCCUCGUACUAUGUGCCUUACAAGGAUCCUUCGAAUAUUAUGAGCCGCUCCCGAAAUUCCCUCUCAAUGUUCGCACAGCUUCAGCCGCGAAUGGAUUCGAUCGAGACACCGUGAUCGAGAUUACAGAUACCAUGAAUCUAAUUUUUCUGUUUCUGGCGGGUUGCGCUUUCGCACAAUUGUUCCUCUCGCACGCAGCGGAUCUGGACGCGUACCUGGACGAGAAAUUGCGGCAAUCCAAGAUAGAAUUCAUCAAGAUUCACAUCCAGAAAACAUGUCCAGUGCAGGAAAAGUCGUACAGGGUACACUGGGACAAGUCAUGGCGAGUGCCUUUAACGAGCGAGCAUCAGCCGUUCACGAUAAAUAUAUUCGACAGGAUACUCAUCCUUGACGGUAAUAAAGUGAUAGUACCCCCUGUUAACGAGGCCCCCUCGAACGAGACCUUGGCGCUGCACAAAUUCGGUCUGCUCAAACGCGUCGUGAAAUUCGCCAGGAGCAUCGUGUGGAAAAACACCGCCUACAUGUUGAUGUGCUUUACCCACGAACUUUGUAGUCUUCACACGAUCACGCAGAGUAAUAGACUGCGAUUCCGCCACACGAUCAGGCACCGGGGUACUCCCGUGGACGCGAAAUUCUUCACGCAACGCCGUCGGCUCUACCUGAUCAUCGCGAAUAACGGCAACAAAUCUUCCGUACCAUCCGUGAUCUACCGAUGGAGCGGCACGUAUAUGGACGUUAUCAGCGAGGUAAUGGCGGUCGGCGCGAGAUCAGUCACCGCGUUCGAGCACCGGCAGUCGACGAUCAUCGUGUUCGCUCAGUACGACGCCGAGAACCCACUGCUGGGCUCCGAGGUGUACGAGUUCAGAGGCAAGGACAUCGUGAAGAUACAGCUUUGGUUCACCGCUCAGCCGGUCGCGGUGCAUCACUACGUCCAUGGCGACUUCAACUUCAUCCUCAUGAUAAACGAGCUCGAGCCGAGCAGCUUGCUAUGCUGGGACGGACGAGAACUGCUCGAUUGGCGCAGCCUCCCCGCAAUCGAGCCGCGUAGUCUGAUAAAUAUCUUCCACAUGGACGGCGACACCUUCGUGGUCGUUGCGCACAACAAUACCGUUCAGCUGUAUAAGUUUCACGGUACGUCCGACUUCAAGAGAGAAGACACAAAGAGCUUCAAGAACGGUCAAGAAAUAGUCGACAUGGCGGUGUCGUUGAACGCGUACACGAUGAUUGUGAUGCUGGUAAUUAAAGAGGGAGACGUGUACUGGGUGGAACAAUGGGAGGCUCAAAUAACUUCGGUGCCAAUCGACAGCUCCAUGAUGGACACCGAUUCGAAGAGGGAAUGCUUGUUGGAGCUGAUCGAAGUGCUACAAGCGAGGAUGUCGGUCGUAACGAAGGCCAAGGCUUCUUGGAAACUUCUCUUGCCGUCCGCGGAGAAUUUAACCAUAUCGGAGCCGGUGAGCUUCGAUAAUGUGAUCCUACAGGCUGGCACGGUGGACAGCAUCGAGGUCGCCGCCGAAAAGGAAGAAGACAUCCUGCCACCUCAUCAAAUCGAGCAAGCUCUGAGCGAGCUCGAUCGAAAUGUCGACAACGUCCUGUCGAAGUGGCAGGAAAUGGUGGACGCACACAUGUCUCACGUGCUGGACGGCAGCAUUGUGAUUGAGGAUGCCUUCUUAGAGGAGCUCAAUAUCGACCGGAUGGACGUGGAUUUCGUGAACGACGUGAAACAGAAGGAGGCGAUCCUGCCGCAGGGCGAACAGGAAUUCGUGAGUCCGCUGCGGGCGGAAAGCAUUUUCGUUCAAACCCUUGAAGCCGAUUCCCUCUGCGGAAUACCAUCCCGAUAUUGGACGUUGCGAAAUGACACGACGAAUACGUUGACCACCGCGAAUGGUCAAGUCAAGUACUCGAACGAUACCGUUACUGUGCAUUCCGAUUUGACGGUAGAAAAACUAAGAGCCAACAGCUUGAACGGAACAGUCAUUGGUCAGCUGAUCGACGACCUGUUCGUUAUAAACGACCGUCAGGAAAUUCAAGGUCAAAUCACGUAUAGCAAUCUGCUAAUUGGAAAUCUUACGACGCCGAUGUUGAACGGCGUUCCAGCUGAUAAACUCAUGACGACCACGACGAAUCAAAGCUUCGACAGCUUCUUAGCGAAAUAUUUGGAGAUCGGCAAUCUGCAUGUGGAAACGGUCAACGGAGUGCCUGUCGAGGAAGCCGCGCGUAAAUCCCGUGAAAAUUACAUCAGAGGUAAGGUGAAUAUGGGGCGACUCGUUAUCACGGAGGACUUAACGGUGGAUAUGAACGCGUCUCUGAUAAUAAUACCUAAGGAACCGCCUCUUCAAAUCUACCAGAACGUCACGAUACUGGGCGACCUGAAUGUUCAGAACAUCAAGAUCGGUCCGUCGGCGGAGGUCUUCGUGGCAGACACUCGGAUGAACACGAGCGACAUGUUUACCGGCUUCUGGACGAAAUACAGUAACCAGACGAUCAGUCAACAUGUCAUUUUCGAGGAUGGCGUGUCGAUCGACAACAUCAACACGAAGUAUCUCAACGGUUUCAUGGAGAGCGACUUCCUGUACACGACUGUGGAGGAAAUACCGAACGAGUUCACGAAUCUGCACUUCGAGAACUUUCAUGUGAACAAUUUCCUCCGGGACAGCCAAGACGCCGCUUUCUUCGACGUCAAUUCAGAGAAAUCCUUACAGAUCAACGAGAAAUUGCACCUGCCGAGUCUCCGGACGGAAGACAUCAUCACCCUUGCUUUCAACGGGAUGAACGUGGAUAACAUAAUGAACGGUAGCGUGGCGAACUUCACCGGAACCGAGGAACUUCCCGCUAUACGAGCAAGCCGAGUGUCCGUCGACAACCUCGCUAUUCGUUUUUUCAACGGCCGUAAGGUGCAGUUCGAAGAGGGGCUUCGCGUCGACGACGAUCACCAACUGGCCGUCUUGAAGGUGCCCGAGUUCCACGUACGGAGUUUGGAGGUUGAAAGGCUGAACGGUGCCGAGAUGAGUCUACUGGCACGCUUUAAGAACCUGACGAGCUCUGAUUUGAGCAGAAUCGUGAUCGUAGGCGAUUUGACGGUGAAAGAUCUGACGGUCGACCGAGUAGGCUACCAGUCGACCGACGCUUUCUUGGAGGAACUAACGCAGAAUGAGGUCGUGAUAACUACAGAGAAGAAAAUCGAGAACUUGACUGCUCGAAACGUAACGCUGAGUUCUCUUUAUGGGCGGAACUUCGACGACUUCGCCGACAGUGUCCUCACGAAGUCGACGACCCAAGUGGUGCCAGGAGACUUCUCGGCUCGCAUUGUCAUUUCCAACGUCACGACCAACUUCUUCAACGAACGGAACGUUUCGCAACUGUUGUGGGUGGACGGGCCUCUGACCAUCUCAGGAAACGUGACGUUCACCGACCUGUUCGUUGAUGGCGACGUGAUCACUUCUUCUUUGAAUGGGCAACAAGUGAGCGAGAUGUACGACAUCUGCGCGCGAGACAUCGAUCUGCUGAAGGUGAACGGAAGCGUCUUCUGGGACACAUCGUCGUACAAUUUCACUUCCAUAUCUUACCUACUGGAGAAAGCCGUGACCAAGGAUGAGGACCAGAUCAUCACGGGCGAAGUGAGGUUCGCAAAGAGCGUUAACGCGUGGACAGUCACCGGCCCGUUCCCGGUCACCGAAAAAAUCCGUGAUAUAAUAUCGGACGCCGUGAUCGAUGACGGUAAUGUCGUCGAGAUCAGCGGACGUAAGAUCUUCGAGGAGGAUUUCAUCACGGACAGGCUGACAGUGGACGGUGACCUGGGCGUUCGCAGGAUCAACGACGUGGACAUCAGGCAGUUCAACGACUCGAUCGUCAAGAAGUAUCGCGAGGACAGGAUCACCGGCCCGUUGAUCUUCGGCCGAGACGUCAAGAUCGAAAAGCUGCGCGUGAACAACCCCGAUUUCAACGCGUCGAUCGACGGGGCGGCGCGCACUGUCGACGGUCUGCCGGCCAACGUCUUCUUCGAGAACCUCGUGGUGACGGGUGACGUUUAUCUGAAUACUCUGGACGGCGUGGAAUUCGACAAGUUCGUGAGAAACCGCGUUACGCUCAGCGGGAACCAUAACGUCAAGUGCAGCAUGAGAUUCAACGAGCUGCUUACGGUAACAGGGAAGGCGAGUAUGAAAAAAAUCAAUGGAAUCCUCCCGUCGGAUUUUCUUCUCAAUGAUGUCGACGAGAUGCAGAUCAUAUCCGGCGUGAAAAUCUUCCAGCAGGAUCUAACAGUUCAAGGAAACGUUAGCGCGAAACGAGUCAACGAUAUGGACAUAACGACGGAAUAUGAACGGGGUGUGCUGACCGACGAAGACGUCGACGUCUAUGGAAAUCUCGUCUUCAAGGCAGACGUUCGGAUUCGCGAAAUGAACACUUCCGGACUGGUGAACGGUGCGGACGUACGCUCUAUCAUCGGCGAUCUUAAAGAGAAGAUUGAUAAGACCCUCCAGAGUCUGAACGAAAGCAAGAGAGACAUCCUACAGGACAUCGCCUACUGUUCCCAAGUGCUCCAGACUUCGCGUAACGUUUUCUUCUACCUGGAGCUGGAGGAGAAUCCGAUGGUGUCCGUAGUCAACGUAAGCAACGUCGACGUGCUGUAUUUCCAGCAGACGACUAAGCUGAGCGUGAACGUCGAGCAGCCCGGGAGCCACUGUGGAUUACCUGACGAUUGCCCGUGCGUUAGUCAGUUGGUGUUCGAGCUCGCGGACGAGAUUAAGUUAAUACAGCGAAGAAAAUCCGGCGAGAUCGUGAAGCAAUUUUAUGAUCCGGACGGUACCGUCGUCAACGUGAUGUCGGGUGUCGUCUCGAGCAGCAAACAAUGCACCUCGACGACAGCCAAAGAGAAGUUCGUUACGAUUUCCCUGAAUAAGUUUAAAAACGGUGAAUUAACGGUACCGUUUUUAGUUGAGUUUGAUAACUCAACGCGGAUCGUGUCCUCCAUCGAUACGUCAGACGAAGUCGGAGGGUACUGGAGGGACGCCAAGAUUUUUAAGCACGAUGGCGAUGUAUAUGUAAUCGUGGCGGUGUAUUAUAACAAAGUACGAGAAACGCACCGCACGAACUCCCUGCUUUUCAAAGUAGACGUGGCGGGAGAAAAAGUAUCGAUUCACAGGUUUCCCACGAACAGCGCUUGGUCCGUCGAGGUCCUCAAGAUCGAUCAGGACCAAGUGUUUUUUCUCAUCGGUUGCUUCGGCGAAUCCCCCGAGUCCCUGUUAUACAGAUUCAACUCGAUUAAGCAACAGCUCGUGCAGAUUAGGAGGUUUGCGAGCAGAAGUCGUUACGUGAAGAGCCUGUCGCAGGGAAAGGAUCAUUUUAUCCUGCUGGACAAUCCCGAUACGAACGCUGUGGAUAUAUACAAAUACGACUCGGUGUUCCGCAAUUUUUACAGCUACCAGAGCAUAUUUCACGAUCGUCCAGUUAACGGGAUCGAGUUAUUUUACAUCGACGAUUUGGACAAUAGCGACGUAUUUGUGAUCGUCACAACGAAUAGUGGACGGUUCUACGUCUACGAAUACAUGUUUGCCGGGAAAUUCCAAAUGAGGCUACAACACGCCGUGAACGGUUUACGAACGAUAGUGCCAUUCUACCACAUGAAUCGUCAGUAUAUCUUUGCCGGCACACACGGUGACAGCAUGAUUUUCCGAAUUGUGCAACAGGGCCCGCGUUAUCGAUAGAGAUCGAUAGAGAAUCGUGAAUAUUUCUAUCUGUCGAGGAUUAACGAAAAUAUUAUCGCAUCGUUCAAUCAUUUGCUGGUCAUUUGAUUGUAAACUAUGGCGGUUUAUCGACCGCUACGAUUGUUUUCUGUUUAUUUUCUGUACUUUACAUUCUUUGUUUAUUUCUCUCAUUGUGUAUAAUUAUUUGCUCAUUAAUACAAGCGUUGUAGUAUA